This is a messenger RNA of Aplosporella prunicola CBS 121167, 2493 nucleotides long. RefSeq lists its product as uncharacterized. The coding region runs from base 123 to 2486 and encodes 787 amino acids. Gene Ontology annotation, molecular function: ubiquitin protein ligase activity; ribosome binding. The transcript is spliced from 3 exons. Gene Ontology annotation, biological process: protein ubiquitination; rescue of stalled cytosolic ribosome. The record is from RefSeq and is a predicted model, not a curated record. NCBI's taxonomy places the organism in Eukaryota, Fungi, Ascomycota, Dothideomycetes, Botryosphaeriales, Aplosporellaceae.
CUCACCUGCACCACCAACGUCCCGCCGCCGCCUCAACAACAACACAAUUCACUUCGCGCAGGGUCGCCUGCCCUUGAACGCCUGCGCCGACAAUUGCUGCAUAGCCCGAAUCGACGUCCGUCAUGUCCGCCAACGACCAGUCCGUCGACAGCUCUGCGCGCAGGGGACGUGGUAGAGGAGGAAAUCAGAACGCCAACCGGAAUGCCAACAGGAACGCGAACGAUGGUGCGGGAGGCGACAGAGGUGGCAAGGGAGGUCGUCGCGGAGGACGAGGAGGUCGCGGCAAUCGUGGCGGGCGCGACGGUGCCCAAGACGGCGAUGGUUCCGCCAGAGCUGCUCCAGCUGGCCGAGGCUUUGGUGCCACUCUUACCGAAGAUGGUGGUCCUACAGUACCAAAGGGAAAGCUGCCUGUCGCCGACGAUGAGGACGUCGAAGCUGAAGUCUGCUUCAUUUGCGCGUCGGCUGUCGUUCACCAGUCGGUGGCACCUUGCAAUCACCGGACCUGCCACAUUUGUUCGCUGCGACUGAGAGCGCUCUACAAGACCAAGGCUUGCGCGCACUGCAGGACCAGCGCCGAUUAUGUCGUCUUCACCGACGAUGCCAACAAGCGAUUUGAGGAUUAUGCCAGUACCGAUAUUGCUAGCACGGAUUCGAAUUUGGGUAUCAAGUACGAGAAGGCAGAGAUUUGCGACGACACCGUCUUGCUGCUGCGCUACAACUGUCCGGAUGAGACUUGCGAUGUUGCGUGCUUGGGCUGGCCGGACCUACACAGGCAUACCAAGAGCGUACAUCACAAGGUCAUGUGCGACCUUUGCACGAGGAACAAGAAAGUCUUCACUCACGAGCAUGAGCUUUUUACUGUGGCCGAGCUACGCAAGCACGAAAAGUACGGAGACGACAACCCCGGCGCGAUAGACCAGAGCGGUUUCAAGGGUCACCCGGAGUGUGGAUUCUGCCGUCAGCGCUUCUACGGUGAUGACGAGCUCUACACCCAUUGCCGCGACAAGCACGAGAGAUGUCACAUUUGCGAUCGCCGUAGCGGAGGUCGGCAGCCACAGUACUACGUUGAUUACAAUGCUCUGGAGCUUCACUUCAAGAAGGACCACUUUGUGUGCCCGGAUCAAGAGUGUUUGGAGAAGAAGUUUGUCGUAUUCGAAUCCGAGAUGGAUCUGAAGGCCCACCAGCUUGAAGCUCAUCCUAAUGGACUCACCAAGGACGCUCGACGCGAUGCUCGUCGUGUGGACAUCUCGGGCUUCAACUACCGCACACCGCACGAGCCGGAUCGUGGAGGAAGACGGGAGGGCCGUGGCCGUGGUAGAGGACGCGACCCGAAUGCGGAGCCUUUACCGGUGUCAUCUGCUCAGCCAAUGCGCAGAGACGAGAUUGCAUAUCAGAGACAGAUGGCGAUUCAGAGUUCACAGUCAGUCACGACGAGGACAUUUGGCGGACAGCUCACCUCUACCGAGGCCUUCGCCGCCAGACCGCCUGCCAGAGCACAGGAACCCGCGACGGUAACGGCACCGCGUCCGGUUGACCCCUUCCCUGCACUUGGCGGCAAUGCGAGUGGACAAUCUACUUCGCCAGCCCCAAGCAGCGUCACACUCACACCGCAAGAGCAGGCCAGGAGGCUGCGGCACAGUGCGGUUACGGAGAGAGCAUCGAACUUGCUCCGGAAUGAUCAGAAGAAGCUGGCAGAGUUCCGCUCGAAAAUCUCGUCGUACAAGAACGGGGGCAUCACGGCGCCCGAGCUUGUCGAUACGUUUUUUUCGUUGUUUGACACGAGUUCGGCUGAACUGGGCAAGUUGAUCAAGGAGCUCGCCGACAUCUUCGAGAUUGCUGCCAAGCGCGACAAUCUGCUCAAGGCUUGGAGUGAUUGGAAGGCCAUCAAUGAGGAUUAUCCGUCGCUCCCCGGUCCUAGCGGCGUGCCGGCCAACACUGCGGCGUCUGCAUUGGGGGCCGGUGGGUCGCGAGUGCUCAAGCUGAAGAGUUCGACGGCGCAGUCAUCACGGUCGUCGGUCAGCAAGCAGGGCAGCUGGGGCGCGACGGGCAACAACAGUCUGUUCCCGCCUCUGUCGGCAGCUACGGGAUCGGGGGGACGGCGCACGGGCGGAGGCGGAGGCAGCGGCAGCAACAGCCCGUGGGCGUCUUCGUCGGCAGCGGCGUCGCCGGGACCGUCUCGCGUGGCAUCUGCGACGUCGCUUGCCAAGAGCAAGGCCCCGGCGGGCGCAGACGCCUUCCCGGCUCUUCCGGCUGCAGCCAAGCCGACGACGACAAUCUUCAGCCCGGGGUAUAACGGGCGGGUGGUGCGCAACGUCAACAGCGGCGCCAGCACGCCCAACGCGUGGGCGGGGGCAGGUGGAGGAGGGAGUGGUGGAAGCGGUGUGGGCGAGCCGUUCGAGGCGGGCGACUCUGUGGGCGGCAACGUGGCAGGCGGCAAGAAAAAGGGCAACAAGAACAAGAAGCAGACGCUGUUCCACUUUGGGUGAGGGCAAC